AUGUCUUACCGCUCCUUCCGAAUACUACUAGUUACACUAAGUUUGAAAUUGUUGUUAUUAUGCUUGAUUAGAGGGUAAAAAUUUUAGUAGUAAUUUAUCAUUGGAAAAGAAAGAAGAAGAAAAAGGAAACUCACCGCACUGUAAACCGAAGGCGAAUGUUACGAGCCUUGAAAGUUCGCAGCUCCAAGUUCCUGAAUAUUUCCGUUUAACCCUUUUAACUCAAGAUAGCAUUUAAGGAAUACGGACCAGAAUAGAAGGCAGAUAUCGCCCUCAAAUAAAGGUCUUUUGAAUUAUUGAUCAAAACGAAUUCGCAGAGUCUGUGGAUUUUACUCUUUAGCAUCGUUGCAUUUAAGCUGCUUCCAAUGCUCUUUCCUAUAAAACUUCCUAAAUCUUGUUGUCUUUCCCUCUUAAAACCUCGAGUCACUGCUUCCCUUUUUCGUUUACCCAUUGCCCGAUUCCAUUCGCGGCUUCUUCCUCCCAGACAGCUUGAUAGUGAACUGGAUAGUAUCCAAAAGAAAGGUUGUAGUUAUCAUGAUCUUGUUGAAAACCGUGGAGAAUGGUUUCCUCGAAAUGCUUCUAAGAACCAACUACUCAUGAAUUGUACGGAAUUUGAUUUUCAAGGAAACGUGAGGGUAAUAUGUGGCGAUUUUAAAAAAAUGGAUCUUUGCAAGCAGAAUGGUUUACUCCCUCGUGAUUUACGAAAGCUAAACACUAGUAUCAAUUCUAUUGUUCCAGUAAUCCUUGUACGAGAGGGGUCAAUUUUAGUUAAUCUCUUGCACAUUCGAGCCUUAAUAAAGGCAGACUCAGUAUUAUUAUUUGAUGUCUUUGGAUCUCAUCACUCCCAUUCUCAAUCACAAUUUAUAUAUGAAUUACAGGGACGAUUGAAACAAAGCGCCAGUGAUUUCGGGUUUCUUCCCUAUGAAAUGAUGGCUUUGGAAACAAUAUUAAUAAGUGUUGUAAACACUCUAGACUCUGAAUUACAAGUCUUACAAAACCUUGUUUCAGAUCUUUUGGCUGACUUUGAGCUCGAUAUUAAUCAAGAUCGGCUUCGAACCCUUCUAAUAUUUUCAAGACGUCUCUCUGGAUUUCUUAAAAAGACUACUUUAAUCCGUGACGUGCUAGAUGAGCUGUUAGAACAGGACCAGGAUUUAGCAGGCAUGUACUUAACAGAACGCCUUCAGACUGGCAAGACUAGAGAUCAUGAUAAACAUGAUGAAAUAGAGCUAUUGCUUGAAACCUACUACAAGCAAGUAGACGAAAUCGUACAGCAGACAGAUAAUUUAGUGGGCAAUAUCCGAAGUACAGAAGAAAUCUGUAAUAUUAUGUUGGAUGCAAACAGAAAUUCCCUUAUGUUGUUAGGGCUAAAACUGUCUGCGGUCACGCUGGGAUUAGGCUUUGGCGCCAUAAUUGCUGGCAUUUAUGGAAUGAACUUGCCAAAUGGCUUUGAAGAAUCUCCUGUUGCAUUUUAUUCCACUGUUGGACUGAUCUUUUCAAUGGCGGCGGUCUUGAGUGCCGUUGGGAUAUUGAAAAUUAGAAGUUUGAAGAGAAUCCAAAUGGCUUUCGAUAGUCGACCACUAUCUUCUUUCACCAUUGAGCCAGGGAAGUUACGGCCACCCUAUCUGUAAUCCUACGAAUAUCUUAUGAGUCUUUCAUUAGAUGUACUGCUAAUUCACACUCUUAUACAUGUGAUGCAUUCUUUUAUUUUUUGUGUGUUUUAACACUUAUAAUCUCGGUUUUGGAGUUGCCUAUAUACCCAGUUUUAGUGAAUUUUUGGUAUAUUUUCCACUUGCAUAUUGGUACA
Messenger RNA from Schizosaccharomyces octosporus yFS286, 1801 nucleotides. Its product is annotated as magnesium ion transporter Mrs2. Bases 363 to 1625 code for a protein of 420 amino acids. Gene Ontology annotation, molecular function: magnesium ion transmembrane transporter activity. The record is from RefSeq and is a predicted model, not a curated record. NCBI's taxonomy places the organism in Eukaryota, Fungi, Ascomycota, Schizosaccharomycetes, Schizosaccharomycetales, Schizosaccharomycetaceae. Gene Ontology annotation, cellular component: mitochondrial inner membrane. The transcript has a single exon. Gene Ontology annotation, biological process: mitochondrial magnesium ion transmembrane transport.